CAGGAGGCAAUGCAAACAGUCAAUGCGUCAGGUGUAGCUGUCCAGACAAACGGAGAGGGGCACUCAGCGAUAUGCUUUUAAUGCGGUCUCUAUUUUAACGAUUAUUUAGCUAAGUCAACGGAGACCCAGCCGUCGCUCACCUGGCCCAAUUUAGCGAACCCCAUCCCCCCCGCCCCGACACCCUCGCGCACAGUCAUGAGUGGCAGCGGGCGGCCCAGGGCCAGCUCCUUUGCCGAGCCACCGGGUGCUCCCGGAGCUGCUGCAGCCGCUGCCGGAUCGGCCACUGCGGGGGGGAGCACUGCAGGGAAGUCCGGUGCUGCACAGGCCUCAGGGGGCAGUUCGUCUGGGUUCGGAAACUUGAAACUAAGCAGAGACAGUGGUAAGGUGACCACGGUUGUGGCCACGCCGGGUCAGGGGCCCGACCGCCCGCAGGAGGUGUCCUACACCGACAUCAAGGUCAUCGGCAACGGGUCCUUCGGCGUGGUGUACCAGGCGCGCCUCAUCGACAGCCAGGAGAUGGUGGCCAUCAAGAAGGUCCUGCAGGACAAGAGAUUCAAGAACCGUGAGCUGCAGAUCAUGAGGAAGCUGGACCACUGUAACAUCGUCCGGCUGCGCUACUUCUUCUACUCCAGCGGAGAGAAGAAAGACGAGGUGUACCUGAACCUGGUGUUGGACUUUGUCCCAGAGACGGUGUACAGGGUGGCCCGGCACUUCAACAAGGCCAAGACUACCAUCCCUGUAAUCUACGUGAAGGUGUACAUGUACCAGCUGUUCCGCAGCCUGGCCUACAUCCAUUCCCAGGGCGUCUGCCACAGAGACAUCAAACCCCAGAACCUGCUGGUGGACCCAGAGACGGCCAUCCUGAAGCUGUGUGAUUUCGGGAGUGCGAAGCAGCUGGUGCGUGGGGAGCCCAACGUGUCCUACAUCUGCUCACGGUACUAUCGCGCCCCAGAGCUCAUCUUCGGGGCCACCGACUACACCUCCAACAUCGACAUCUGGUCGGCCGGCUGCGUGCUGGCCGAACUGCUGCUGGGACAGCCCAUCUUCCCCGGGGACAGCGGGGUGGACCAGCUGGUGGAGAUCAUCAAGGUCUUGGGGACCCCGACGAGGGAACAGAUCCGAGAGAUGAACCCCAACUACACAGAGUUCAAAUUCCCACAGAUCAAAGCACACCCCUGGACGAAGGUGUUCAAGCCGCGGACGCCUCCGGAGGCCAUCGUGCUGUGCUCCCGGCUGCUGGAGUACACGCCGGUGCGCCGCCUGUCCCCGCUGGAGGCCUGCGCCCACGCCUUCUUCGACGAGCUGCGCCAGCCCGGAGCGCGCCUGCCCAGCGGCCGGGACCUGCCACAGCUCUUCAACUUCAGCCCCGUGGAGCUGUCCAUUCAGCCGCAGCUGAACCCCACGCUCAUUCCUCCCCACGUCCGCGCACAGGCCACCGCCUCCUCGCACGAGGGCGGUGUGUCCGACAGUCCAGCCCAGCCCAGCUCAGCACCUGGACCUCUUAGCAACAGCACCUGAACACUUACCCAUAUGUGCCCCCCCCCCCCCUCCCUCCCCCCAUUUCCCUGAAUCUCUUCUGUUUGUCUGUCUCCCCACCUCCAGACUUCCUUUUCUCUCCCUCUGCCACCUCUCAUUCCUCUUUUUAUUCCUUAUCGGCUCCAAACUGUAGUAAGCAGAUGACACACUUUGACACACGUGCACACACAGACACGCAGUGAUACGUUCCCGUUAGCCCACCCCAUUACCUGACAGCAGCUCUAGUGUAAAUGUGUAGUUCUGCAGUAGGGUAGCAAGAGUGGGAGUGUCAUUGCCAUAGACAGUGAGUCCAGUUUUCAUGCACAAGUUUAGACUGCCUGGUCAGUGGAAACCUCACUUUGGCCCAGUAUCUGUACCCGGAUGAACAGAGUCGGUUCAGAUCCGCGACUCAUCGUCCGGGUCCCUCUGAAUCUCAUUAUUGCCGGUAGUACUAUCUGCAAUAUUCCAGAUUGGGGUUUUGUUUUGUUUCUUUAUUUUUUUAACAGGAGUUUUAAUAAGGGAAAGGGGCAGGUGGUCUGUACAGUUAGCACAUUUUUUUUUUUUUUUUUUCAUUUUUAUUCAGUAAUUAUAUUUCUUUUUAAAUAAAUGUUAAUUUAUUUGACUCUUUAGACUUUUUUACGAUGAUGACAAUGAAAAGAUAUCAGUGUUCUGGCAGUAUGCACCGCAGGGUCGAUGCCUCAUUGCACAGUCAGGGUUACUCUCCCCUGCAGCUCUCUCACCUUCGCCAGUUGACACCGUAGCUCAGGACCAACAACACUGACGACUAGUGGUGGAUCCCAGCGCAAGUCGCAGUCUCGGGAGUCCAUUUGCACAGACAGAACCGUAGUGUGGAUUCGUACUGUAUUAAUAUCUCAGCUGCUACUUUCUUGCCAGUUAAGGCCAGUUUGUGAUGGCUCUCUGUUUCAGAACGGGCAGGGAGGUCUCUGCUGCGUCAGGAGAAGGUAUCCCCUGCUGUUAGACCAGUGUCCACAGAUGGCACACCUCAAGUUUAGUUGGAAAAGCAUUCAUCCUCUUUAAUUCUCCAUACUUCUGUCUGUUCUUAAAUGGUCAGUUUACAAGCUAAAGCAGGGUAAUUUCCUUGUGGUUAUAAAUGGAGAAAAGAGGCUGGGGUUUUUAUACUUUUUAUUAAAUUAUAUUUAAAAAAAAGAAAAUGGAAACUGCUUCUUUUUUUUUCUUCUUUUUUUUUAACACUUGCGUGUAAAUGUAUUUAUUUUUAUUUUUGAAUGGACAUGGAAGAUUAUGAUUUUUAUUUUGUUUUGUCAGAUUUAAGUUAGGGUGGAGAUGGGCUGUGAGUUCUGUAUCGACAUCCAAAUGUCCCACAGUGGGUAGAGCUGUUGCUGGCUGUUUUAUAGAACUGUUUUGACAUUGAAAAAUGUUGAUGCGAAAGUCUUAAUGUUAAUUGUUUCAGGAGGGACCUUUUAAAAAUGGAAUCUGCACACCCCCCCCCCCCACCAUGUGUAUAUAAAUGCAUCAAUGUCAAUAAAGCAGAUAUCAAACUGAAUGGAGAGGAGUUCUUAGCAUCACACCUGUUUUAUCAAGGGAGCAAGGGGGCCUGAGCGCUGGCAAGUGCAAAUUUGUGUUGGGGCCAAGUACUAAUCGCGUCAAAUUCAGGCUCUGUUAAGAUAAGUGCUUGAGCACUGUUGCACUGAAGCUAGGGUAGAUGACUCGCCAGAAUGGCUGCAUUCAUUCGGUUUGGCAAGGUGCAAACUGCCUGUUCUCUGUUGUGCGCACGCUACCUCACACCGUCUCAUCCAGUUAGAGUUUAGGUUUUUCUUUUCUUUUUUUCCCCCCACCCCUUUCAACCAGAUGAUUGCACUUGCAUGCCGUGGUAUGCACUUUGACUGUAUGUGUGCGUCUGUGUGCAUGCGUAUCUGUAUGCGAGUGAUUGAGAGGGGGAGAGUCUUAUGAACUUGAGUGGGGGAAAAAAGUAUGACUGAAUUGUCAGUGACGCGUGUGUAUCAACAGUCUCAAUGUGCAGUGCAUAUUGAGCUGCUGUCGUGUUUCGUUUAUCCAAAAAUCUUGAUUGCAUGAAUUAUUGUGCUGUCAUCACUGCUGUUCGCAUCAGUAGGAAUUCAAUGGUGGUCGGUUGGUACAUUAGUCUUAAUAUUCACUACCACUCGCCCCUCACUCCCACUACUACAGAGAUGGAAAGCUUAGCUGGAUUCUUAACUUUACAGAUCUCUCCCUGUCUCUUUUUGGAGCCGCCUUUCCCUUCCUUCCCCUUUACCUUUCUCUCUUAUGAUUAAUCUGUAAAUAUUGACUACCUUUAUUAUUUUUUUGUUAUUGUUAUUAUAUUGGGGUUUUUUUCUCUUGCGUAGGAGGGCUUGUUUGGGUGUUUCCAGUCUUCAAUCACUUCAGUCUCAAGUCUGUAAAUACAGUUAUUUUAAGUCCUGGGGUCAAAGGAAAAUCAAAAUGGUCUUUUUUAUUUUUGUUUCUAAUCUCUCUCCCACCAUUUCUCUCUGGCUGUCUCUGCCACCUCUCCUCAAAUGUAAUUUUGUUGCUGUUGCUUUUAUUUAUUGUUUAUGUUGGGGAUUUUUUUUUUUUUUGGUUAAAGUACUUGACAUGCAGCGCUGUCAAGUUCAACAUAUUCAGAUAUUCUCGAGAAACAAUCAAUACAUCCAGUCAACCACUAUACAGUGAUUCUGGAGCCAUAAUAUAUCAAACCAGUUUAAUGUGAAAGUGUGUACCUACGUGACUUACGGCUUACAGUGGUGGCGUGGGUGUACAUGGUGUGCAUUCCUGAAUAUGCCCGAGCCUUCAAGGACAGUGUGGGGAAUUUGUGUAUUCAGAUAUGGACAUGGAUGAAUGGAAUUCAGGAGACAAUGUUUCACGCUCUUUUCUUUCCUCUCCAUAUGAGCGGUGUUGUUUGAAAGACUGCGUGAAAUAUGUUGUGAAAUGUGUGAGUGUAUGUGAAAGCUUGGACCUGCUGCUUGUGUCUCGAGAGAAGAGUGUGCGUAAGCGUGAGUAUCAUCAGUGUCUACGGAUUGAGAACAUGUUCCCCGAUUGUUGUUCCCGUUUUUGUGUUUGUUCCCAGUUGUACUGCCAGCCCCAAAUGAAGAAAUUACUGUAAAUGUUUCUUAACCUUUUAUUUUAUGGGUUGAUUUUAAUUUGUUUGCGUUCUUAUUCUGACAGCCUGCCCUGGGUGGAUGUUGGUGGGAGGGAGAGGGAGACUGUGUUUGUUGGUAUAAAAUGAACUCAAUAAAGUGAUGAAACUGAAA
This is a messenger RNA of Conger conger (European conger), 4754 nucleotides long. RefSeq names its product glycogen synthase kinase-3 beta-like. Gene Ontology annotation, molecular function: ATP binding; protein serine/threonine kinase activity. Bases 196 to 1518 code for a protein of 440 amino acids. The transcript is spliced from 10 exons. The record is from RefSeq and is a predicted model, not a curated record. Gene Ontology annotation, cellular component: cytoplasm; cytosol; nucleus. Gene Ontology annotation, biological process: regulation of neuron projection development; insulin receptor signaling pathway; protein phosphorylation. Lineage: Eukaryota; Metazoa; Chordata; Actinopteri; Anguilliformes; Congridae.